GAGAAGGCUGGCAUACAGAGCCAAUAAGAAAACACAGGCGGUUAGAGGGGGAAGAGAGCGGAGCAGGAGGAGUCAGUGAUUCUAGUGGCUUCUUUCAAAUGUCCCUACCCUUCCCCUCUUUUUUUCUAUUAAUAUAAUUUGUUUGUAUAUCUUCCACACUUUUAAUUAUAUUUCUGCUCACUUUCAUACCCCACAAAUUCAAAUAGAGCCUGAGAGACAAAGUCUGCUAUGACAACAUUUUUGAAACCAUCAAACUCGCUAAUCUACCCACUGCCUUCACAGAUAAGGAGACAAAGAUAUAGAUAGAGAAGAAAGCUGCAAGGAGGGGCAUUUCUGAGAAAAAGAUCUGAACCUCUCUGUGUUCACUUAGAUAUUUGACAAGGAAGUUUUGAUUUUUUGCUUCUCUGUGGCCAUCUUUCUAUUGGGUUCUAUCUAUACCUUGCAAAUUUCAAAGAAAAACAGAGAUAAACAGAUUUGAUUUGCUGGAUAAACCUUUCAAAUUCUUCAAGUUCUGGUUUUUUCAGUUCAGCUUCGGGGAAUUAAAGAUCAUUGGAAUGCUCUGAGAAGGAAGAAGGUAGAUAGCUAGCUUUGCAUGGCGAGUCACAGAAUAGGACAGAGUGGUUUGUCUGAGUCAUCGCCUUCAGGCCAUCACUAUGGACUACUUCACGGGAUUAAUAAUACUCCUGCGGCAUCCAGCUUAAUCAAUCAAGGGUCUGCUUUUGAUUUUGGAGAGCUGGAAGAGGCAAUUGUUCUGCAAGGAGUAGACAUUAGAAAUGAUGAAGGCAGAGCACCUUUAUUCAUAUCCAGGCCUGCAGCUACUACUCUGGAAAUGUUCCCGUCUUGGCCAAUCAGAUUUCAGCAAACCCAUAGAGUAGUGGGAGGACCAAAGUCAGGAGGAGAAAGCGCUGAUUCAGGAUCAGCUGUUAACACCAUAUCAAACAAAACUGAGCCUCAGCUUGAAUUUGAACCAGAAUCUCCCAUUAGUAAGAAAGCAUCUUCUUCUUCAGACCUUCAUCGUCAUCAUCAGAAGCAACAGCAACUUCAACAGGAGAUGGCAAGUGAUGCCUCAAGAACAGGCCCAUCACAGAAUCAAUCACCUGCCAAAUCACCUCAGGAAAAGAAGAAGGGAGCAGGUUCUUCAUCCGAAAAACAACUUGAUGCAAAGACACUGAGACGUCUAGCUCAAAACAGAGAGGCUGCAAGGAAGAGCCGUCUGAGGAAAAAGGCUUACGUGCAGCAGCUAGAGUCCAGUAGGAUCAAGCUUACCCAGAUUGAACAAGACCUUCAAAGAGCCCGCUCUCAGGGAUUGUUCUUAGGCUGUGCUGGUGCAGGUGGCAACAUAAGCUCCGGAGCGGCAAUAUUUGACAUGGAAUAUGCAAGAUGGCUAGAGGAAGACCACCGGCACGUGACGGAGUUACGGGCGGCGUUGCAGGCGGCGUUAUCGGACAGUGAGCUUAGAAUAAUGGUGGACGGAUAUCUGUCUCAUUACGACGAGAUCUUCAGGCUCAAAGGAGCCGCUGCAAAAUCAGACGUUUUUCAUCUCAUCACCGGCAUGUGGACCUCUCCUGCUGAACGCUGCUUCCUAUGGAUGGGUGGUUUCAGACCCUCUGAACUCAUCACGAUGUUGAUUCAGCAGCUAGAGCCGCUGGCUGAGCAGCAGAUUAUGGGAAUGUACGGUCUCAGACAUUCUUCACAGCAAGCAGAAGAGGCUCUCUCUCAAGGCCAUGAACAGCUCCAGCAGUCCCUCGUCGACACCAUUGCCGGCGGCCCCGUCGGCGACGGCGUGCAACAGAUGGUCAUCGCCAUGAGCAAGCUCGCCAAUCUUGAAGGAUUCGUCCGCCAGGCUGAUAACUUGAGGCAACAGACACUUCACCAGUUAUGCAGAUUGCUGACAAUCCGUCAGGCAGCAAGAUGCUUCCUCGUAAUGGGAGAGUAUUAUGGUCGCCUUCGUGCCCUCAGUUCUCUCUGGGCUUCCAGACCUCGAGAGACGAUGAUGAACGAGGAUAAUUCGUGCCAAACAACGACGACGGAAUUGCAGAUGGUUCAACCUCAUCAUCAUCAUCAGAAUCAUUUUGGCAGUUUCUGAGGUAGAAUUAGAUCCAACUCUUUAGUUUCAAAUUAAAGCCGGUGGUCCGAUCUCUAUCAUUAUCUCAUACAUAUUUCUUUUUUAUUUUCUUAUAUAAAGUAUCUGUAUCUCUUUGGACUGUUUUUUAUUGUAAAUGUAAAUCGAUUGCAUAUAAUUAUAUUAAUGUAUUAAUGAAUGAA
Molecule: messenger RNA, 2265 nt
Organism: Prosopis cineraria
Lineage: Eukaryota; Viridiplantae; Streptophyta; Magnoliopsida; Fabales; Fabaceae
Product: transcription factor TGA9
Exons: 12
Coding region: 593-2086 (497 amino acids)
Biological process (GO): regulation of DNA-templated transcription; DNA-templated transcription
Molecular function (GO): DNA-binding transcription factor activity; sequence-specific DNA binding
Source: RefSeq, a predicted model, not a curated record